Molecule: messenger RNA, 3723 nt
Organism: Phytomonas sp. EM1
Lineage: Eukaryota; Euglenozoa; Kinetoplastea; Trypanosomatida; Trypanosomatidae
Source: the annotation of a GenBank genome assembly
AUGGCGGACCCAAGCAAAUACAAGAAGCUCACCCCUAUCGACCACAUCUUGCUCCGGCCCGAGAUGUACGUCGGCAGUAUCGAGACGCAGCCGACGUCAAUGUUUGUCUUCGAUCCGGUAAAAGGCAAGAUGGUGUGGGAGACCCUGAAAGUCAAUCAGGGUCUUUUGAAGAUCGUGGAUGAGAUUCUGCUGAAUGCUUCGGAUAACAUUAACAAUAGUCCAUCGCGUGGGAAGGAGAAGAUGACAUACAUCCACAUCGACAUAUCAGAUAACGGCGAAAUCACCAUUGAGAACAACGGCUCGGGUAUUCCGAUUAUGCGCAGCAAGGAGCACAAGCUUUAUAUCCCGGAGAUGAUCUUUGGGCAUCUCCUAACAAGCUCGAACUAUGACAACGAUGAGACCUCAACCACCGCAGGUCGGCACGGCUACGGUGCAAAGCUUACCAACAUUUUAUCCAUCAAAUUCAGUGUUAUUUGCUGUACAAAUGGGAAGGAAUUCCACAUGACGUGGACGGAUCACAUGCGCAAGGCGACAGCCCCACGUGUCAGCAACGUCGACUCGGGUCAUAAGAACCGAACGUUCGUGAGGUUUUUACCGGACUACGCCCAUUUCGGCUUUCCGGACGGCAAAAUAUCGGCGGACAUGACACGUGUGCUGCACAAGCGUAUUAUGGACCUCGCCGCGAUGUUCCCUAGCAUUGAGAUCAAGCUGAACGGUGUUCCGUUCGGGUUUAAAUCCUUCCAAGACUACGCCUCACUCUACUCCCUGACGGGCAGUGAUGGCAGUGUACCACCCGAGCCCUUUGUUUAUGAAAGUCGGAAUGGCAGCAUAGCGUUCGUACCGCAGCUGAGUGGGGGGCCUAAGCGUUUUGUGGGCGUUGUGAACGGUGUGGUGACCUACAACGGCGGCACACACUGCAAUGCCGCCUAUGAUAUCCUCGGUGGGAGUCUGGAAAACCUCGCCAGGUCGCUGAAAAAGGAGGGGAAGAUCGUGGAUAUCGCCCGGAUUAGUCGGCACUUCACCGUGCUUGUAUUUAUUACGCAGUCGCAGCCCAAAUUUGACUCCCAAAGCAAGGCCAGACUGGUCUCAUCGGUCGUGAUGCCGCGUGUACCACGGGCGGAUCUGGAGACCUACCUCAAAAAAAUGCCGUUUUUGAACGCGAAUGUCAACAGUUACGAUGAUACGCUUGCGAACGAGAUUAACCGGGAAAUCGGCGCCGGUAGGCGGAUAAGCAGCAAAUCCCUCAUUUCAUCCAUCACGAAGUUGGUGGACGCGACGCAGACCCGCUCGGAUGGGAAUAACCUUCGCACGCUCAUCGUCACCGAGGGCGACUCCGCCAAGGCGCUUGCCCUCAACUCGCUUAGCAGUGAACAGAAGAAGUUCUGCGGGGUCUUCCCACUCCGCGGGAAGCUGCUUAACGUGAGGAAUAAAAAUCUUAAGCGCCUCAAAACCUGCAAGGAGCUCCAGGACCUGUUUUUGGCGCUGGGUCUCGAGCUUGGACGAGUCUACCGCGAUGCCUCCGAGCUGCGGUAUCAACGUAUCCUCAUCAUGACUGACCAGGAUGCGGACGGGUCGCACAUCAAAGGUCUUGUGAUCAACGCCUUUGAGUCCCUAUGGCCCUUGCUCUUGCAGCGAAAUCCCGGCUACAUUUCACUUUUUUCAACCCCCAUUGUGAAGAUCCGCGUCUCGGGCAAGUCUAAGGAUCUGAUACCUUUUUAUAGCCUCAAGGAUUUUCACAAAUGGCAGCGGAAUAACCCCCAUGUCAAAUUCACAGCCAAGUAUUACAAGGGUCUCGGCACAUCCACGACCGCCGAGGGUAAGGAGUAUUUCUCGAACAUGGAUAAUAACGUGAUGAAGCUAGUCGUUGAACAGAAGGACCACAAGCUGCUUGACAGCGUCUUCGACUCUUCCGAAGUGGAGUGGCGUAAGGACUGGAUGACCAAAGCAAACGCGUUUGACGGGGAGGUUGACAUCGACCGAAGCAAGAAGGUGCUGAGCAUCCCUGACUUUGUACACAAGGAAAUGGUGCACUUCGCGCUGAUUGGGAACACGCGCGCCAUCCCGCACUGCGUCGACGGUCUGAAGCCCUCCCAGCGCAAGAUCCUGUGGGCGAUGUUCAAGCGUGGCUCCUUGGAGGCCGCCAAGGUAUCGCAGCUCUCCGGCUACAUCAGCGAGGUCGCCGCCUUCCAUCACGGUGAGGUGUCGCUGCAGGAGACGAUUGUUAAGAUGGCGCAGAACUUCACCGGGGGGAACAACAUCAACCUCCUCGUCCCGGAGGGGCAGUUCGGCUCGCGGCAGCAGCUCGGUAACGACCACGCGGCGGCGCGAUACAUCUUCACGAAACUCUCCCGUUUCGCGCGGCUGCUCUUCCCGAGCGAGGACGACCCGUUGUUAGAUUACAUGGAGGAAGAGGGCACCUUGACGGAGCCCAACCACUACGUGCCGAUCAUUCCCCUGCUGCUAUGCAACGGCACGGUGGGGAUCGGGUUCGGCUUCGCCACAAACAUUCCUUCGUUUCACCCGCUCGACGUCUCCGCGGUGGUGCGGAGCAUGAUCAACGGGGAAUCCGCGAAGCAGGUGGUGAAGCGAUUGGUGCCGUGGGCUGUGGGCUUCCAGGGGAAGGUGCAGCGCGGGCCGGAAGGGGAAUUUCUCUGUUCAGGCAAAUACGCCGCCUACCGCGGCGGACGCUUUCACAUCAGCGAGCUACCAUGGACGAUGAGCAUUGAGGCCUUUCGGCAGCACGUCUCGAGCCUUGCCAGCCAGGAUGUGGUGCAGCGCAUUGCGGAUUAUUCGGGGGCGAAUCACAUCGAUAUCGACCUCUAUCUACGGGAAGGAAGCGUCACGACGUGGGCCGAGGUCGAGGGCGACCUGUCGCUGAACCAGAAGAUCUAUUUGAACGCGACGGUCUUCUCUCCGAACGGUGUCCUCUCCCCGCUCGAGGGCGAUUUGGCGCCGAUUCUGCAGUGGCAUUAUGACCGCCGCUUGGAUUUGUACAAGAAGCGACGCACGAGAAAGCUGGGGCUGCUCGAGCACGAGCUGGCGCAGCUCCAGUCGACUCGGAAGUUUGUCGAGCACUUCCGGGCAGGGAAGAUUGACUUCAUCAACGCCACGGAUGAGUCCCUUACACGGCUUUGCGCCAAACUUGGGAUGGUGAAGGUGAAGGAUGAGUACGACUACAUCCUGAAGCGCCCAAUCACCUUCUUCACGAAGACCAGCCUGGAGAAGCUCACCGAGGAGAUCGACAAGGUCCGCGAUAAUCUCGAGGUGCUGAAGAAAACGUCCCCGGUCAAGUUAUGGACGAACGAUCUAGACCUCUUUGACAAGACCUUCAGGGAGUACGAGAACGUGUGCGUCGCCUCGAUUCAGAAGGAGCAACGCUCGCAAAGGAUCACGGGUGGGGAAGAGGUGCCCGCGCUUCGGCAGCCCCUCGGAACGCUGGAGCCCCUGCAGAGCGGGAACUCCAGAUCGGUCCCGGUCUGCGUGCGCGCGUACCAAUACCAGCUCCCGCCGCCGAGUAAGCGUCCGGCCUCGGAAGGCGCGAAGGGGCCCUCCGGCGGCGCCUCCAGGGGCGGGGCAUCCACCGGUGUUGGCAGACGGCUACGGAAUGUGCGCGGCAAAUCGGUCGCCAAGGGGAAGCGGCAUGGCGUAAAGAAAAUGAUCGCUGAGUUCGCUGGGGCCCAGCUGGGAAAGCUUCUGCAUCGAUUACCGCAAUUCAUUUUCUAG